AUGCUGAGGGCGCCACAGCCGCCCAUACGAUCCAAGCUUGACCUCGUCCGAAUCAUGGCAGAGGCUGUCGAGAUACUGAGAUAUGGCUCAGAACUCAAAGAUCAAGUAGACGUGAUCCAGGGAGUGACCGAUCAUCAGCUAGGGCUGGUACAAGAGGCGCGCAAAUAUCUAAAUUGGCCCAUUCGUGAUUUGGUGCGCGAGCGCGCCAAUCUGGAAAAGGAUUACGCCACCAAGCUGCUUGCGCUCACGAAGAAGGCACAAGAGAAGAAGAGCAAGCGAAUGCUUGGAGUCGUGUUAGGAGAUGAGCCCGCAAAGACGUAUACAGAGGACACGAUCAAGUCGAGCACGCUCGACGGCGCGUACACCGUCCUCCUUGCCAGCUGGGAGGAGAGUGCGAGUUUGCAUGCCACGUUUGCGAGUGAGCUUGGGAAUGCGGUCGCAGAGGAUUUGAGACGCUUGGAAAGGCGCAAGGAGGAGACGAAGCGGCUUCAAUCUGCGUUUUACGCAAAGUUGAUCUCGGAAAGGGAUAGGAUUUAUGGAGAUCGAGUGAAGAGCCAGCAAAAGUACUACGACGAGUGUGCAGAGGUGGAAUCAGCUCGACAGAAACAGGAACGGUUCUCUGGCCAUGACAGACACUCGGAGCGCGUGGCAAAGCAGUAUGAACAGCAGAAGACUGAUAUGCUAAAUUCGAAGAAUCAAUACAUUGUGGCGACGGCGUUGGCGAACCGGGCAAAGACCAAAUUGUAUCAGCAGGACAUUCCAGAGCUAGAGGACCAACUUCAGGACAUCCAAGGCAAUCUCGUAUAUCGUCUCACGGAGAUUAUGACGCAAGCUCAAACAUUCACCCGAAAUCACCUGAAUGCUCUCACUAUCAAGAGUGAACAGGCAUUCCAUGCAAUUGAACGGAUCGAUAUCACACACGACCAAAAUUUGUUCGUGGCCUUCAACCUCCGUCAGUUUACCGCGCCUCCAGACUGGAAGUUUGAACCUUGUCCCUCGUAUUACGAUACGGCAACUAUCAAUACGGAACCUGCGCCCAAGAUUAUCCUCCAGAAUCGACUAUCGCGCGCUCAGGCCAAGCUAACAGAAGCAAAGGCUGCUCUUCAAGCAAAGGAACAAGAUGCAAAUUCGGUUGGCAUCAGACUACCUACGGAAAGUGCAGACGAGAAAGCAGAUAAAUACCUCGAAGCAAAGCAUCAAGUCACCUUCUAUGCAACAUCUGUAGCGCUCCUGGAAAAGGAGAUAGAGGUUAUCACAUCAGCUCUAGGGGACGAUAUAGGGGCCCAACAGCCACACACCUUUAAGCCUUCUACAUUUUCAAUACCAACCACUUGCGAGUACUGCCAUGGUUCGAUAUGGGGCCUAUCCAGACAAGGAAAGACAUGCAAGUCAUGCGGGAUCUCGGUUCACGCGCGAUGCGAGAUGAAGAUUCCAGCCGAAUGCACUGGGACAAAAGGGGGGCAUGGGCACAGGAGCAGCCUAUCGAUUUCCAAGAUAGAAACCAAAGGUGAUACGAAAUCGUCGCCCAAGCCUUCAACCACGACCACCCUUGCAACACCGUCGUCGUUCACAACUCAGCCUCACCACGAGGAGCACCCAACGAUCUGGGCAACCGUCGUAUUUGACUUUGUGGCAUCGUCACCGUUUGAGAUCUCGGUGGACGAGGGAACAAGGGUGAAAGUUCUUGAAGAGGAUGAUGGCUCAGGGUGGAUCAAGAUCUACAAGGAGUCGACGGAGAAGAGUGGUCUUGUACCCGCAAGCUAUUUGAAGCUCGACUCGGAUUCCGACGAAGACGAAUCUAUACAUAUCGCCCCUUCUAUGCCGGUCCCAGAACUGGCAGACGUUGUACGCUCGGGCAAGUUUGUCGUCGCAAUAUACUCAUAUGAAGCUCAAGGGGAUGAUGAGCUCGCAUUAGAAGUCGGAGAGCACUACGAGCUGACAGGAGGUGAGCAUGGAGGCGAAAACUAUGGAGAGGGCUGGUGGGAGGGCAUCAACACACAGGGACGCCAUGGCAUUUUCCCCAGCAACUAUGUACAACACAUCUAG
This is a messenger RNA of Serendipita indica DSM 11827, 2046 nucleotides long. The record is from the annotation of a GenBank genome assembly. Lineage: Eukaryota; Fungi; Basidiomycota; Agaricomycetes; Sebacinales; Serendipitaceae.